Molecule: messenger RNA, 2016 nt
Organism: Brettanomyces bruxellensis
Lineage: Eukaryota; Fungi; Ascomycota; Pichiomycetes; Pichiales; Pichiaceae
Exons: 2
Coding region: 1-2016 (671 amino acids)
Biological process (GO): regulation of transcription by RNA polymerase II
Molecular function (GO): DNA-binding transcription factor activity, RNA polymerase II-specific; protein binding; RNA polymerase II cis-regulatory region sequence-specific DNA binding
Source: RefSeq, a predicted model, not a curated record
AUGUGUGCCGAGCGCAAACGCAGCUACGAUGAGAUUAAUGCGCUUUCAUACGAAGACUCAAACGAGCUUAUUAACCAGGUCAUAAAACGUCUAUUAGUGCCAACUGACCAGGUUGCAACCAAUGUUUCCAAGCAAUUCAGUAACGAGCUGAAUAUCAACAGUGAGGUUCAGGCAUAUGCAAAAAUAUCCGGUCGUACGUGGACAUAUUACGUCAAGACAUUGAAGAUAGUCAUAGGAAGAAGCACUGAUUCAUUACACGGACAUUCACACUCCCAUACGCCUUCUAUGGAGGACAGUAUUGAAGGAGUUAGUGGCAUGGGGGGAAACAGCACGAAUUCGGAAAGCGUUGACAUUGAUCUGGGACCUUCGAAAGUGGUCUCCAGAAGGCAUGCAGUGAUACAAUACAAUCUGGAUGCUAGACGAUGGGAAUUGUUCGUGUAUGGACGAAACGGCAUCAAAGUGGAUGGUGUACGUUUAAAUCUGCCCUAUGGUGCACCCUAUGUGUUGGGAUCCGGCAAUAUUUUGGACAUUGGUGGAACGCAGAUGAUGUUCAUCUUACCGGAUGCAGCUCCAAGUAUUGCAGAUUCGUUUCUUAAAGGUCUUCAACGGUAUUAUAACCCGGACAAAAGACCACGUACAGGCAUAUUUACUUCUGGAGGUGGAUAUUACGGGCCUUCUGGACGUGGCGGGUUCACAAGUGAUGGCUUGAAAAGAGGCACCGACUAUAAUAACGGAAAUGGUAUCAAGGCCUUUCAAAUGUACAGCAAAAACGGCUCAACAAUGACCGAGACGUCUGAAGGAGAAACAGAUGAUCAGGAUUAUUCGAGGGAGGAGGCAAAGGACAUGAAGCCUCCUUAUUCGUAUGCGACGAUGAUAACAAGGGCUAUUCUUUCUAACCCACAAGGGGUUUUGUCGCUAUCGGAAAUAUACUCGUGGAUUUCUUCGCAUUUUGCUUAUUACAGAUACAGCAAGCAGGGAUGGCAGAACUCGAUCCGGCACAACUUGUCUCUAAACAAGGCGUUUGAGAAAGUGCCGAGAAAGCCGGAUGAGCCCGGAAAGGGCAUGAAAUGGCAAAUAAGUGGAGCCUACAGGCGGGAAUUCAUGAAAAAAUGGCAUGAUGGAACGUUGAACAAGGGCAAAAGAGGUACGUCCGUUGCUAGGCAGUUGCAGCUGCAUCUAAUGCGCAACCACAUGCUUCCAGAUUCAGGCAGGAAGCCUCUGCCGGUUUCAGCGGCAAAAUCUCACCACAAGAGAAGAUCGUCAUCACAAAGAAGAAAAAGAGAAGACACUGAUGAAGGCUCGGAGACAGACGGACAGCACAGUCGCAAUUCCAGCAACGGAAGCAGCAUUCUUAGCAAUGGAACCAACGGAGCUUCUAAUAUGAAUUUGAAUUUGCAUGGAGCUUCAGCCACGCAACUGACACAGCCUUCGCCACCGGCUCUUUCGCAGUUUCACCACCCUCCUUCGACAUCAAACCCGGAUAAUGCUGCCUUAAGCAGUGCGAUAAGUGGACUCAACAGCCUUUCAAACUCCCCCGUUAGAAAUAUGAACGGAAACGGGUCACCGUCAAAAAAUCAUGAUGCUCUAGGCUAUAUGGCAGCAGUAGCAUCGGCAGAAAACGGCACUCUUAGAGGCUCUCUUUCGUUGGCGAUCAACCUGUCACCAUCAAGGCUAACUAGAGGCUCAUCGAAUCUUUCUUCACCCAUCAAACCACUCUCACUUCCUGAUUUUAAGCAGGAUUACGGGAUCUCCGGUGGCCCGAUGCUCACGAGGCAGGAUUCCUCCCAAGAAAGAUCGACUGCAUCCCCCAAAAAAGGUACAAACGAUAAACAUAGUCCGUUACGCGAGAGCCCAAGCCGGGGUGGUCCACAGUCGCGACAAUCGACCAACCAGUCGUCUGCAUUGUGGAACUAUGUAGAGUUUCCAACUCCUUCAGGAACAUCCAAGGAGACAAGCGGUGGACAGAAACAGGCCGAGGCUGAAAGUCCACUUAAGCAGAGAAAGGGGGAGAUAUGA